Messenger RNA from Kogia breviceps (pygmy sperm whale), 3030 nucleotides. It is a transcript of the gene DUS3L, whose product is annotated as dihydrouridine synthase 3 like. Gene Ontology annotation, molecular function: flavin adenine dinucleotide binding; metal ion binding; RNA binding. The record is from RefSeq and is a predicted model, not a curated record. Lineage: Eukaryota; Metazoa; Chordata; Mammalia; Artiodactyla; Physeteridae. Gene Ontology annotation, biological process: tRNA processing.
AUUGGCAGGCUGAGUCCAGAGCCCUAAGGUCCCUGUACUACAUCAAGGCUCUUUCAGAAACAGGGAGCUUUAGGAGGGUGCAACAGAGCAUGGUGGGGACUGUGGAAAAUGAGGACUAGAUUCUGCUGUCCUUGGUUGUUUGCCCUCCCACUUCCCUCGGGGUAAAAUCCCAAAUUCUCCCAAAGGCCCACAAGGCCCUGCAAGACCUACCCCCUUCACCUCCCUGCUCUCACCUCCUCCCUCUUUCCCCCUCCCUCACUCAGCAGCAACCACACAGGGUUCACUCUUUCCAACACACCAGGCACGGUCCUGCCUCAGGGCCUUUGCACUGGCUGUUCCCUCAACGUGGAACACUUUUUCCUCCGAUAUCCCUAUUUCUCUCCUUCACUUCUUUCGAAAAUACUCAAAUGUUACCUUCUCAGUGAAGAAGCUUUCCCUGACCAUUCUAUUAAGAACUACAACCACCAAAAAUGGCUUCCCCACUUCCCCUUCCCUGCUUCAUUACUGUCCGACAUACAGUAUACCUUACUUAUGUAUUAUGUUGUCUUCACCACUCCUAUCUCAACUUUUAAAGGCAAGGAUUUUUUGGUCUGUUUUAUUCACUACUGCACCCUUGGCAUCUAGGACAGCAUCUAGCACACAGGCACUCGACGAGUUAUUUGUUGAAUGAACGCCCUAAAUAAAACUAGCAGUAUUUAAACAAUUAAAAACCCCAUCAGGAAAUCCAAACACUUCUGUGGGCCGAUUGUGGCCGGCGAGAAGCCAGCUUCAGAGCCCCAAGUGGAUUACUGAACAUUUCCGGUUCCCGCAUAGGGCUCAGGGGUAUAUACGGGAGCCGAGGCCCCACCCCCUCUUAGGCUCCGCCCAACUGCGUCGACGCGCAUACAAUGGCGUCACUUGGAGCGACCCAGGCAUGCGCAUUUCACUAGUACGACUGGGGAAGACACACGCGCGACCCGGAAGGCCUCGCCGCAACACUCCAACGCGGGCGUGAGGGGGGCCGAUGGCGGAGGGAGCGGUGGAAGCCCCAGCAGAGAGUGGUGGUGGUGGCGACCCAGGAGCCAUCGAGCCGGAACGGGGAGUAGCGUCCAUUAAACUUCAAUACCUAACCUCCAAGGAGCACUUCCACGAAUUCCUGGAAACCAAAGGGCAGGAGAAGCCCAGCCAGGAAACCGAGGCUGGAGACCCUGCUGGCAAUGAGCUGGCUGAGCCUGAGGCCAAGCGGAUCCGGCUGGAGGACGGGCAGACAGAGGACAGGCAGACAGAGGAGGAGGCUGUUGAGCCUGGGGAGAAGCCACAGGCUCAGAAGAGGGCCCGGGGUCAGAACAAGUGCCGGCCCCAUGUGAAGCCCACCCACUAUGACAAGAACAGGCUCUGCCCCUCCUUGGUCCAGGAAUCCGCAGCUAAGUGUUUCUAUGGUGACCGCUGCCGCUUCCUGCACGAUGUGGGCCGCUACCUGGCGACCAAGCCAGCUGACCUGGGCCCCCACUGUGUGCUCUUUGAGACCUUUGGCAGGUGCCCCUAUGGUGUGACCUGCCGCUUUGCCGGGGCCCAUCUGGGGCCCGAGGGCCAGAAUCUGGUGAAGGAGGGGUUGGUCCAGGCCCCGCCCAUACGCAAUGGUCUGGACAAGGUCCUGCAGCAGCAACUGCGAAAGCGCAAGAUCCACUUCAAGCGUGCAGAGCAGGCCCUGCUCCAGCUGAGCAAGGGCCAGCUGCCAGGCCCCACUCCCGAAGCCACUGUCCCCGAGGUCAUGGAGGCUGAGGGUGCCCCAGGGCAGGACAACUGUGAUGCCCAGCAGGCCCCCCAGGGACCAGGCACCGUUGCCUCUCCCAGUGGCCCUUUAAGGACCUGCGGGCCCCUGACAGAUGAGGAUGUAGUCAGGUUGCAGCCCUGUGAGAAGAAGCGGCUGGACAUCAGUGGCAAACUGUACCUCGCCCCCCUCACCACGUGCGGGAAUCUGCCCUUCCGGCGGGUCUGUAAGCGCUUUGGGGCGGAUGUGACGUGCGGGGAGAUGGCUGUGUGCAUCAACCUGCUGCAGGGCCAGACGUCUGAGUGGGCCCUGCUCAAACGCCACCCCUGCGAGGAUGUCUUCGGCGUCCAGCUUGAGGGCGCCUUCCCCGACACCAUGACCAAGUGUGCUGAGCUGCUGAACCGCACCAUCGAGGUGGAUUUCGUGGACAUCAACGUCGGCUGCCCCAUCGACCUCGUGUACAAGAAGGGCGGGGGCUGCGCCCUCAUGAACCGCUCAGCCAAGUUCCAGCAGAUCGUCCGCGGCAUGAACCAGGUGCUGGACGUGCCGCUGACCGUGAAGCUCCGCACGGGUGUCCAUGAGCGCGUGAAUCUGGCCCACCGGCUGCUGCCCGAGCUGCGGGACUGGGGGGCCGCGCUGGUCACGCUCCACGGCCGCUCGCGGGAGCAGCGCUACACCAAGCUGGCCGACUGGCGGUACAUCGAACAGUGCGUGACAGCAGCCAGCCCUAUGCCCCUUUUCGGAAACGGGGACAUCUUGUCGUAUGAGGACGCCAACCGUGCCAUGCAGACUGGCGUCGCUGGGAUCAUGAUCGCCCGCGGCGCCCUGCUCAAGCCGUGGCUGUUCACGGAGAUCAAGGAGCAGCGGCAUUGGGACAUCUCGUCGUCUGAGCGCCUGGACAUCCUGCGGGACUUCGCGCACUACGGCCUGGAGCACUGGGGCUCGGACACGCAGGGCGUGGAGAAGACACGCCGCUUCCUCCUUGAGUGGCUCUCCUUCCUGUGCAGGUACGUACCCGUGGGCCUGCUGGAGCGGCUCCCGCAGAGGAUCAACGAGCGGCCGCCCUACUACCUGGGCCGCAACUACCUGGAGACGCUCAUGGCCAGCCAGAAGGCGGCCGACUGGAUCCGCAUCAGCGAGAUGCUGCUGGGACCCGUGCCGCCCAAUUUCGUCUUCCUGCCCAAGCACAAGGCCAACGCCUACAAGUAGCCGCAGGGGUGGGCGGGGGUGUCUGAGCACCCAGCGGGCUCCCCAAGGAAUCAGGCAAUAAAUUUUAUUCU